Molecule: messenger RNA, 1048 nt
Organism: Tripterygium wilfordii
Lineage: Eukaryota; Viridiplantae; Streptophyta; Magnoliopsida; Celastrales; Celastraceae
Product: transcription factor MYB98-like
Exons: 2
Coding region: 1-765 (254 amino acids)
Biological process (GO): regulation of DNA-templated transcription
Cellular component (GO): nucleus
Molecular function (GO): RNA polymerase II cis-regulatory region sequence-specific DNA binding; DNA-binding transcription factor activity, RNA polymerase II-specific
Source: RefSeq, a predicted model, not a curated record
AUGUCUAUAUGUAUAUAUGUGUGUGUGUGUGUGUGUGUUUGCAGUUUGUUGAUCCAACUGGUGGAAAAGUAUGGAAUCAGAAAGUGGUCUCACAUUGCUCAGAUGUUGCCUGGAAGGAUUGGCAAGCAGUGCAGGGAGCGCUGGCAUAAUCAUCUCCGGCCCGAUAUCAAGAAGGAUAUCUGGAGUGAAGCUGAGGAUAGAGUGCUAAUAGAUGCUCAUUCAGACAUCGGAAACAAAUGGGCGGAAAUCGCGAAAAGGCUGCCGGGAAGAACAGAAAACUCAAUUAAGAACCACUGGAAUGCCACCAAAAGGAGGCAGUACUCGAAGAGGAAAUGCCGAUCCAAGUACCCAAAGGGCACCAUUUUACAGGAUUACAUCAAGAGCUUAAACUUGAACUCACCAAAAUAUGAGCAGAAAAGUACUAAUUCUACCACCCCCUCUGGUGAUGCUAAAUAUUCUGCAAUGAAAACUACUACUACUCAGCCUGAUCAAGCUUUGGAUUUCGGCUCUGACGAUCGAUUAGUUCCAAGUUAUGAAUUCAAUGAGGUUCUUGAUUUUGAUUUCGACGAGAACAUGUUCAGAGAGAACUGUAGCAUUGAUUCUCUUCUUGAUGAUAUGCCUACUUGUGCUCCUGUUACUGAUAAUGUUGAUGACAAGAUCAGUUUUGGGUUGGAAGUGCCAUCAGAGAUGGCUAAUCCAUUGGUGGAUUAUGAAGUGAAGAAGGAGCUGGAUUUGGUGGAGAUGAUGCAAGCUGUGAGGCCUUGAAAACAUCAUAAUUAAGUCCAGCAUAUAUAUAUAUACACAUACAUAUAUAUAAGUGCUACCCCAAGAGAGGAGGGAUGAUCAAGAGAGGAGGCUUAGUUUGGGGCAAAAGCUAUUUCUUUACUAGGGUUUCAAUGGUGGUGUCGAACAAAAGAGAAGUGUUGGGGGCCUGUAAGAGGCAAAAUAAUGGUACUAGUAAGACUGUAAGAGUAGUUAAUAAAAUAAAAUAUGUUCUGUUUGUUGGAAAGUCUUACUGUAUACUGUCAUAACUAAUUAAUGUACUUCG